AUGGAUAAAACAUGUCCAUUCUGGGCAGAUGAUCGUCAGUGUGGUACCAAUCAGUGUGGUAUCGCAUUCUGUGACGAUGAAGUGCCGGCUGGUCUACGUCGCCGAAAUGCAGUGAAUAUGGUGGAUGAGGCGGUUCCAACGUCGUCAAAAGAAGCAACAGAAGACAAGAAAGAAUCAGAAUCGGAAGAAUGUGUCGAUGCUGGAAAUAACAUUGAUCCAAUGGAUCGAACACUUCGUGACGAUGAGAAACGACAAUUGGACGCGAUGGAUCAUCACGACGAUGGAUUGGAAGACAAGUUCUGUGAGAUUGAAGAUGACGAAUCGGAGGGCAUGCAUUAUGUGGACCUGUCAAAAAAUCCGGAACGAUACACUGGAUAUGCUGGAAAAUCACCACAGAGAGUAUGGAAAAGCAUAUACGAGGAGAAUUGUUUCAAACCGGAUCCGAAAUUCGACAAGAACUUUUUGAUCAAUCCCAGCAAUUUUGGAAUGUGCUUGGAGAAACGCGUUUUCUAUCGUCUCAUUUCCGGACUUCACUCCGCUAUCACAAUCUCAAUUGCAGCAUACAAUUACAAGCCACCUCCACCAUCCCUUGGACAAUUCGGUUCACAAAUGGGAACGUGGUUCCGUAAUACUGAAAUGUUUGCUGGUCGAUUCGGAACAAAAUGGUCAUGGGAAGGUCCACAACGACUUCGAAAUGUAUAUUUCAUCUAUCUUCUGGAACUUCGUGCUCUUCUGAAAGCUGCCCCGUACCUCCAGAAUGAGUUAUUCUAUACAGGAAAUGAUCAAGAAGACGCAGAAACAAGAAAAGCGGUUGAAGAACUUCUUGAAGAGAUUCGAUCAUAUCCAGAUCACUUUGAUGAAUCUGAAAUGUUCACAGGAGUUGAAUCACAUGCAAGAGCACUUCGUGAAGAAUUCCGAUCUCACUUUGUCAACAUUUCGAGAAUUAUGGAUUGUGUGGAAUGUGAUAAAUGUCGUCUGUGGGGAAAAGUUCAAACACAUGGAAUGGGAACGGCGCUAAAAAUUCUUUUCUCCGAUUUACCACAUUCACAUUAUAAGCAAGAUGCAUCCAAGUUCCAGUUGACUAGAAACGAGGUGGUUGCACUUCUGCAAAGUUUCGGACGUUACUCUUCAAGUAUUAUGGAAGUUGAUAAUUUCCGGAAAGAUAUGUAUCCAGAAGGACAAGAAACAACAAAGAAGAAGGAUACUCGAAGGAAUAACAAUAAAAUUGAUCUGUAG
Messenger RNA from Caenorhabditis remanei, 1236 nucleotides. RefSeq lists its product as uncharacterized. Gene Ontology annotation, biological process: protein folding in endoplasmic reticulum. NCBI's taxonomy places the organism in Eukaryota, Metazoa, Nematoda, Chromadorea, Rhabditida, Rhabditidae. Gene Ontology annotation, molecular function: FAD binding; thiol oxidase activity; protein-disulfide reductase activity. The record is from RefSeq and is a predicted model, not a curated record. The transcript has 7 exons. Gene Ontology annotation, cellular component: endoplasmic reticulum; endoplasmic reticulum membrane. The coding region runs from base 1 to 1236 and encodes 411 amino acids.